This is a messenger RNA of Moesziomyces aphidis, 3951 nucleotides long. The record is from the annotation of a GenBank genome assembly. NCBI's taxonomy places the organism in Eukaryota, Fungi, Basidiomycota, Ustilaginomycetes, Ustilaginales, Ustilaginaceae.
AUGCCUUACAUCGGCCAUCUCUGGCACCAGUGCUUCUCGACAAGGUCAAGGUCUAUGAGGCGCUCCUUGGCUCGCUCUCUACGACGGUAUUCCCACUCUGAUCGCCCUUCGAUCUGUGCUCGGCCCUCGUCCGCCCCUGUCCUUCAGUUCGGGCAUCUGCGUCUACUCUCAAGCACUCCUAGCAUCGUUGCAUCGGCUUCACCUUUGAGGACCAGCCGAGCCAUGUCGAGCGCACAAGCCGAGAGCAGCAGCGCCGCCACCGCCACAUCGACGCGCACGUACGACGAUGCGAUCGAGGCGCUCAACUCGCUGCAGAGCAACGCGGCGACCAUCGAGGCGCUGCGCAAGUCGGGCGGACGCCUGCUCGAUUUCGCCAUCCCAGAAAUGGUCGAGUAUCUGGAGCGCAUCGGCUACACCACCUCGGACCUCAACAAGCUCAACGCCAUCCACAUCACUGGCACCAAAGGCAAGGGCAGCACCUCGGCGUUUGUCGACUCGCUCCUGCGUCAGCUCACGCCCGUGUGCGCGUCCAAGCCGCCCAAGGUGGGGCUGUACACGUCGCCGCACAUGACGAGCGUGCGCGAGCGCAUCCGCAUCGACGGCGUGCCCGUGUCGCAGGAGCUCUUUACAAGCUACUUUUGGCAGGUGUGGGAUCGCCUGGAACAGAACCCCACGCGCAAGUUUGACCUGACGCCGCUGCGGCCCGUCUACUUCCGCUUCCUGACGCUGCUGGCGUUCCACAUCUUUAUCAGCGAGGGUGUGCAGCCGGUGAUCCUCGAGGUGGGCAUCGGCGGCAAGUACGACUCGACCAACAUCGUGCCGCGGUGCGUGGUGGCGGGCAUCACGCAGCUCGGCCUGGACCACACGGCGAUCCUGGGCAACACGGUGGAGGAGAUCGCAGUGCAGAAGGCGGGCAUCUUCAAGCAAGGCGCACCCGCAGUGUGCUGGGCACACCAGCCCGGGUCGGCGGUGGACGAGGUGCAGCUCGUGGCGAGCGAGGUGGGUGUGAGCGGGUUGCGCAUGGUCGAUGUGCAUCCUGCGCUCGUAGCGGGUGCACCACAGAGCGUGCAGCUCGGACUGCCUGGUGUGCACCAGCGCACCAACGCCAGUGUGGCGCUCGAGCUCGUCAAUGCCUACCUCGAGUCCCAGGCGGGUCGCUCGGCGUACACGGAGCUUGCGCACCGCGGAGCGGCAGGAGAGUUGGCUGCAUGGCAGAGGAAAGGGCUGGAGGAUGCGAGGUGGCCGGGUCGAUGCCAGACGGUGCCCAGUGCUCGUUCGGAUGCGGCGCUGACGUGGUACCUGGACGGCGCACACACCACCGACUCGCUCAGCGUCUGCCUAGGCUGGUACACGGCCACGCAGCAGCAGCAGGGUCAAAGCAGGCGCAAGAAGCGCAUCUUUGUGUUCAACUGCACCAACGGUCGCAACGCUCACGAGCUGCUCUCGUCGGUUCUCGAUGCAGUCGAAGCAAGCCUGCGUGGUGGUGAAGAAGCGGCGUCGACCAAGGCGGGCACGGAUGGCUACGCGCUGGCCAAGGACUACUUUGACGAGGCCAUCUUUACCACCAACAUCACGUUUGAGGGUGGCGGCUGGUCCUCCGAGCUGACGUCCAAGCUGCUCGACGAUGCCGAGCUUGUGAAUCUCACGGUGCAGAAGCAGCUCGCCGAGACGUGGAAGCAGCUCGUUCCCGGCUCGUCGACCGAGGUGCGCAUCACGCCCAGCAUCCAGGCGCUGCACAACCACGUGGUCGAGCUAGCGCAGAAGCAGCAGGGCCAGGCGGGGAGCGUCGAGUGCCUCGUCACCGGAUCGCUGCAUCUGGUGGGUGGCGUCAUGGCGCACCUCCAACACAGCGGCUGCCUCGACGAUCGACUCGUCUCCACCCAACAGCAACAGCAACAGCAGCCACAGCAGCACCAGCACCAGCACCAGCACCAGCAAACUUUCACCACGCCCCCUCGUCAGCCCGCUUCGCUCCGUUCGCCCACCAUUCUCACCUCCGACCUCCCCGGCCAGCCCGGCUUCUCCUCCCAAAACCACCCACACUCCCCCAACUCGCUUGGUCAAAGCGCCGCCGCACGCUUCGAGCGCUUCUUCCCUUCCUCCCCCAACACGUCCAGCUCCAACCCUUCCUCCGCAGGCCAAACCUUCACCAGCUCCAUCGGCUCCGCCGCCGGUCUCGCCACCAACAGCGCCUUUGGCUCCUUUGGUCACAGCCUCGCUCCAGGCAGCAUGAACGCAUCCAGCAUCGGCUCCGGCCACUUUGGCUCCUCCCACAACGGCCCUCGCAAGGCUUCCAGCCGCGCCGCCAUCCCCGCACAGUGGAGCUCCCAAGACCCCUCCGCACUCAGCACCGCUCCCUCGGGCACAUCGCCACCCAAAAGCAACAACCCGCUCCUCCAAGCCUACCCCGCACACGACGCCAACGCACUCGCAUCGGGCGACGACGACGUCAUCCCCACCGCCAUCGUCGUCAAAAACAUCCCCUUCAGCGUAAAGCGCGAGCAGCUCCUCGAGAUCAUCGGGGAUCUCGGUAUCCCCAUGCCAUACGCCUUCAACUACCACUUUGACCAGGGCAUCUUCCGCGGCCUUGCCUUUGCCAAUUUCCGCAGUGCAGAGGAGGCCGAUGCCGUCGUCGCAGCGCUCAACGGCUUCGACGUGAGCGGUCGCAAGCUGCGCGUCGAGUACAAAAAGGUGCUCCAAGCCGGCGAGAAGGAGCGCAUCGAAAAGGAAAAGGCCAUCAAGCGCAUGCAGAGCAUGCAGCUCGAAAAGGAGAGGGAGCGCGAGCGUCGUCGUCAUCAGGACGAUUAUGCCGCCAACGCCUACCUCAUGCCCGGCUUUGGCAGUGCCAACGCCGCCGAUGCAUAUGCGCUCGAUGCCGGCGCCCACCAGCCAGCUUUUGAGCAGGGCGUGCGUGCUCCGCUCACCGCAGACUCGCUGCGCAAAGUGCCAUCGUCCCAGCACCUCUCGGCCGGCGCAGGUCGUCCUGCCGGUCCACCUUCGUCGUCCAGCAACCCCACCGCCGCGGCGGCCAACGGUGCCGCUGGCGCUGCUGGCGCAGCAUCGGCAAAGAAGGAGGAGUUGGAUCUCAACGAUGCUGCGACGCUCGAGAUCUACUCGCGCGUGCUGCUCUUCAAGGACGACCGCAUGCGCGACGAGCUCGCCUUUUCGCGCAGCCUCACGCCCAUGGAGCGUCGCACCGUGCAUCUCGUCGCCCAGCGACUCGGGCUCUUCCACUACUCGCUCGGCGACGGCGACGAGCGCUACGUGAUUGUGACCAAGAACGAGGUGAGUGCGCCCGCGAGGCCGUUGCGCUCGCAGGCGUCGACCAUCGGACGCACGCAUCGCACAGCAGGCUUGGACGGCGCCUCCACCGGCGGCUUCUUGGGUCCGGGCAGUGCAGCUACGACGGGUCGUGCCGGACUGCGCAUGAAGAAGUCGGCGCCCGAUAUGAAGCGCGGUCUUGGCGGCGAUCGCGAUGGUGCCGGCUACGCCAGUCACGGUCAUGGCGCAGGAAUGGGAGGCGCACUGUCGGCGCACCGAUCCAACACCAACCUCAGGGACGGGUAUUCGUCGACCAUGGGGCGUCGGACGCAGGCGAGUGCUGCGGGUGGGGCCGCGGGUUUGCAAAACUUGUUUGCCCAGUCUGAUGCGGCGCCGUCGUCGCAGAGCGGCACCGAGUCGUCGAGCCACAACUCUUCGCCCACGCAUUCGAGCCUGCUACGUCAGCCUCGCGGCCCGCCUGCGCCGGGUACGGAUCUGCGCAACUUUGCGGUGAGGUCCAGGGUCUCGACCAACUCGAGCAACAGCAGCGCCCUCCCCGUCGUCACCCCACCCACUGCGCCCGUGGGCGGCUUCCAGCUGCAUAUCAAUGGAAGCCCCUCCAAGGCUCACAACGCAUACCCCGGCUUGGACCACCUGGAAGCCACAUCGCACCAGCCACUCGAGUUUUGA